CUUCCAGACAGCCUGGCCAGAAUGGAGCCGACUGAACUGCUCCUCGUGGUCAUGCUUCUCCUAACUGCAAGACUGGAUCUGUGCCUCCCGGCUCCUCCCGCCUGUGACCCCCGUCUCCUAAAUAAACUGCUUCGCGACUCCCAUGUCCUUCACAACAGACUGAACCAGUGUCCAGACGUUAACCCUUUGUCCACACCUGUCCUGCUGCCUGCUGUGGACUUCAGCUUGGGAGAAUGGAAAACCCAGAAGGAGAAGACCAAGGCACAGGACGUUCUGGGAGCCGCGACCCUUCUGCGGGAGGGAGUCAUGGCAGCACGGAGACAACUGGGACCCACCUGCCUCUCAUCCCUCCUGGGACAGCUUUCUGGACAGGUCCGUCUCCUCCUUGGGGCCCUGCAGGGCCUCCUUGGAACCCAGCUUCCUCCACAGGGCAGGACCACAACUCACAAGGAUCCCAAUGCCAUAUUCCUGACCUUCCAACAACUGCUCCGAGGAAAGGUGCGCUUCCUGCUGCUUGUAGUAGGGCCCACCCUCUGUGUCAAGCAGGCCCUACCCACGACAGCUGUCCCAAGCAAUACCUCUCUAUUGCUCACACUGCACAAGCUCCCAAACAGGACUUCUGGAUUGUUGGAGACAAACUCCAGUGUCUCAGCCAGAACUACUGGCUCUGGACUUCUGAAGAGUCUGCAGGGAUUCAGAGCCAAGAUUCCUGGUCUGCUGAACCAAACCUCCAGGUCCCUAGACCAAAUGCCUGGACACCUGAACAGGACACAUGGACCCUUGAUUGGAACUCAUGGACUCUUUCCUGGACCCUCACCCAUGGCCCUAGGAGCCCCAGACAUCCCUCCGGGAACUUCAGACAUGGACUCCCUGCCCCCCGACCUCUGGCCUGGAUAUUCUCCUUCCCCAACCCAUCCUCCUACUGGGCAAUACACACUCUUCUCUCCUUCACCCACCUCGCCCACCCCCCCCGGGGCCAGCUCCAACCUCCAUCUCCUGACCCCACUGUCAUAGCCAACUCGACCAGUCCUCUUCUAAUUGCAGCCUACCCUCACUUCCAGAAUCUGUCUCAGAAGGAGUAAGGUACUCCGGCCCUGCCAGCAUCAGCACUGUCUCCAUGUAAAGUUCCCUUUCCAGGAGGGGAGGCCCUGGGAGUCAAGUUAUACCAGAUUUCCUGCUUUCACCUGAAACCCAAAGCCCUGCUAACGGGGGAGACACGGGACAGAAAAGGGGAUCAUUUUUCACUGUAUAUUGUAAAACUUCAGAAGCUAUUUUUUUAAACUAUCAAUAAUAUUCACCAGAGCAGCUACUUAUCUUUGGUCUGUUUUCUGCACAAAUUUACAACUAAUUCUCUACAUGCUCUUUUUCAUACAACAAUUCUGCAAAGGGCUGGACCA
Messenger RNA from Callorhinus ursinus (northern fur seal), 1397 nucleotides. It is a transcript of the gene THPO, whose product is annotated as thrombopoietin. The record is from RefSeq and is a predicted model, not a curated record. Gene Ontology annotation, molecular function: hormone activity; cytokine activity. Gene Ontology annotation, biological process: positive regulation of ERK1 and ERK2 cascade; thrombopoietin-mediated signaling pathway; positive regulation of hematopoietic stem cell proliferation. Lineage: Eukaryota; Metazoa; Chordata; Mammalia; Carnivora; Otariidae. Gene Ontology annotation, cellular component: extracellular region.